Molecule: messenger RNA, 2232 nt
Organism: Nelumbo nucifera (sacred lotus)
Lineage: Eukaryota; Viridiplantae; Streptophyta; Magnoliopsida; Proteales; Nelumbonaceae
Product: double-stranded RNA-binding protein 1-like
Source: RefSeq, a predicted model, not a curated record
UGCAUCCCAACACACACAAAUCCGCCGAUAAGAAUGGAGCAUAUUGGCAUUUUGAAUCUAAGAUAACGUAGAUGUUCAAAAGAAACCUGGUUGAAUCAGAAGAACAAAUCAUAAACAGCUUCUUUUCGAAGUGUUUCAAAAGACAUAAUGGCGACCCUCUUUUUGGCACACGGGUUCGGCAUCGGUGGUGACAAUCCACUUUUUAUCACAAUUAUUUCCGAGUAUACCAAUAAAAAGACUACUCGUGUGGUCUUUAUUUGCUGCCGUCUUCACCGUGGAAGAAUUUGGGAUCUUAGUUGAUGGCGCCCUGCUCGGUACACAGGACAGCGGCAACAACUCGUUUGGCUUAUUCUCCAAGGAUUUCUUCGUCGGCGUCGCCAUGGCCUUCAUCUGCUCGGUUCAACCGAGUUUCUUUUGAACGUCCGUUAAGUUACCAUAGAUUCGAAAUGCCGAUGUGGUCUAUUUUUAUGGGCGGGUUCACGCGCCCCGUGAACCCACGGGUUCUUGCCAUUCCUACUUAAAACAACCCAGAGAUGCAUAAGUCGAAGUUGCAAGAACUCUGCCAGAGGAAGACAUGGAGCUUACCCAAGUAUACAUGGACGAAGGAGGGACCCGAUCAUAACCCUUGCUUCAAAGCUUCUGUUUUCGUCAAUGGGAUCUCUUUCGAUACCUCAAACUCCUCCAGAUCCUCAAAAGAGGCUCAGAACGAAGCUGCUAAAAUUGCUCUUGACUACUUCUGUACUUCUGCCCGUCCUCCUCCUGAUGACAAUCAGAGUGUCGGAGAUUCUACCUCUAAUCCUUCGGUUUCGGCUGGUUAUUCAAGUGCAAGAACUGAGUUACAAAGUAAUUCUGGCAUUGGAGGAAGGUUGUCACCAAAGAAUUCUAUAACAGGAGGAAAUAUGUUAAGUGUCAAAAAUGACAAAGAGUUUGGAGAUAUGCAACAUCUGUAUAAGAACCAACUCCAAAGUUAUGCCCAAAGGAAAAGUACUGCUCUACCAACAUAUUCUUAUGUGAAUGAGGGCCUACCUCAUGACCCUCGCUUUAAAGCUAAGGUUACAAUUAAUGGACAAAUUUUUGAGAGCCCAGGGGUUUUCUGCACGGUCAAGGAAGCAGAGAAUGCAGCUGCAGGAGCUGCAUGUGCAUCAUUGUCACUAGAUGACAUUCAACUGGAUGAAUAUGGUAUAUAUAAAAACCUUUUACAGGAAUUAAUGCAGAAAGAAGGUUUCUCCAUGCCAAUAUACAAUACCACCAGAUCUGGUGCAUCUCAUUUGCCAACAUUUUUCUCUAGUGUGGAAAUAGAAAAAGAGAUUUUUCAAGGGGAAGCAGCUAAAACCAAAAAGCAGGCAGAGAUGAAUGCAGCAAAGGUUGCAUAUUUUGUCCUCAAAGAGCGUGGAGAUCAAGACGCAAAUCUGGCAGAAAGAAUUUCAGCCAAUGCAAAAGAUGGUACCCGUCACUCUAUGCUUCCUUCAGGGCAUGCCAAUGAUAGUACACCGAAAAGCAAGAAAUUGCCUUGUUCAUCAGAUGACAUAUAUGCCCAUCUACGGGAUCCAUUUCCAUCAAUAUGUUCCUCAUCCGAUGAUGAUUUUUCAUCAGAUGGGCCAUGUUCACCUAAACUGUCUUCCGGGGGCUCAGAAUGCUUGAAUGUGGGUACAAGUGUAUCUGCUGUUGAUUCAAAUAUUAAGGUAGUGGCCAAUGAAAGGCCUCAACUGAGUAAGAGGAUAAGGGUAUACCCUCGCAAGCCAGACAUGACAUUCCCUAGGGGCGUCACCAUAUUGCCCAUCAGCGACGACAAGUGGGUGGCCCUGAGCUUGGAUUUCCCAAAAGAAGAUAACCAACAUGGUGAAGCGCUUAUUUCUCGGUGAUGCUUGAUCUCCCAUUUGGUUGUAGUUUCAGUAUUUUGGGUACAAGACACAGUACCACAAAUGCAAGUCAAUCUAAUCUGUAAAUCCUUGUAUUAUCUUUACAAGAUAUAAGUUGAUGGUCUUUAGAUCCCUGCCAAGUAAUCUACUUGACAGCUUUAUUUGUUCUGUUGAAUUAGGGCCCCCUUUUUUGUCUCGGAAAUUAACAUGGUACUUUGGUUUGCCCUUUUUUGUUUCGCUUUUUUACUUUCGAGACCUUAAUCCAAUAGACGUGUGGAUCAUGAUCCAUGUUGGAUCCCAUAAUGCUUGUGGGUCUCGUUACAUUCAUCAAUAAUUUAAUAAUAAUGCUUGUGGGUCUCGUUAUAUUCAUCAA